Scedosporium apiospermum is the source of this 963-nucleotide messenger RNA. RefSeq lists its product as uncharacterized. NCBI's taxonomy places the organism in Eukaryota, Fungi, Ascomycota, Sordariomycetes, Microascales, Microascaceae. The record is from RefSeq and is a predicted model, not a curated record. The transcript is spliced from 3 exons. Gene Ontology annotation, cellular component: plasma membrane; eisosome filament. The coding region runs from base 1 to 963 and encodes 320 amino acids. Gene Ontology annotation, biological process: endocytosis; negative regulation of protein kinase activity; eisosome assembly. Gene Ontology annotation, molecular function: lipid binding.
AUGAUUCAGGUUCUAGGAUCGAACAGAGCACUCUCCAUCCGCUCCAACAAGGGCAGCGCCCCUUCCAGCUCCACCCGCAAGGGCUUCUCCUUCAGCUCCCUCCGCGGCUCCGUCCAACCCGAGCUCGCCCGCCGCCUCUUCCGCCUCAUCAAGUCCCAGAACAACCUCAUCGCCGCCCACGACACCGCCGGCCGCGAGCGCGUCUCUGUCGCCACACAGCUGAGCGAGUGGGGGGAGCAGAGCUACGAUGAAGCCAUAUCAGACAUCUCAGACAAGGUUGGCGUCAUCUUGAGCGAGCUUGGCGAGCAGGAGGAGGCGUACGCCCACGGACUGGAUGAGGCGAGGAGCGCUUUGAAGGUGAUUCGGAAUACGGAAAAGAGCGUGCAGCCGUCGAGGGAUAGCAAGUCGAAGAUUGCGGAUGAGAUUCAGAAGUUGAAGUUUAAGGAGCCGGAGAGUACGAGGCUGGUAGUUUUGGAGCAGGAGUUGGUUAGGGCGGAGGCAGAGAACCUCGUUGCCGAGGCGCAGCUAAGCAAUGUGACCCGGCAGAAGCUCAAGGAGGCCUUCAACGCCGAGUUCCUCGCAACGAUCGAACGUGCCGAAAAGCAGAUAAUCCUUGCUAAGCAUGGCCGUCGCCUCUUGGCCCUCCUUGACGACACCCCUAUGGUUCCCGGUGACCAACGACCCGCAUAUGAGCACGGCUCACAGGCACGCCAGAUCCUCAACGAUGCCGAGGACGACCUACGGGAUUGGCGACCGGAGGUUGAUCCCUACAGUACGCCCGAAAGCGGAAGUCCCACUAGCAGCUACAAGGGAAAGAACCCCGUCAUUGGCGAAGAAGGCGAGCAUAGAAAUGGCGGUGGUAGUGUUGCACAACACGAGCAUGUCAUGACUGGUGCUGUGAGUCCGGGGAGCGGGUGCCGCGCCAGUGGUGGCACAGAGGACGAUAUGGUACACGCUCUUUAG